Misgurnus anguillicaudatus (oriental weatherfish) is the source of this 1993-nucleotide messenger RNA. The record is from RefSeq and is a predicted model, not a curated record. Lineage: Eukaryota; Metazoa; Chordata; Actinopteri; Cypriniformes; Cobitidae.
GCCACACCACGUGUUGUUUUGGCGCCUCACACAUUUCGCGCCUGUGACGUCUAAAUAAACCGGAUGAUGCCUCGUUUUUACAGAAUAAGUUGACGUUUUUAAUCAACGGUUUUUAUUAAAUUGACAAGAGUUCAGGGGUCUAUUUAAUAAUGAAGUACAUACUGGUGACAGGAGGUGUGAUAUCUGGCAUUGGUAAAGGCAUCAUAGCCAGCAGUGUGGGCACAAUACUCAAAUCGUGUGGUCUGCAUGUCACUGCUAUUAAGAUCGACCCCUACAUUAAUAUUGACGCAGGCACUUUCUCUCCAUAUGAACACGGGGAAGUAUUUGUGCUGGAUGAUGGCGGUGAGGUUGACUUGGAUUUAGGGAACUAUGAACGUUUUCUAGACAUCCGACUAACCAGGGAUAACAAUCUGACCACGGGGAAGAUCUACCAGUCUGUUAUAACAAGGGAGAGAAAAGGGGAGUAUCUGGGGAAAACGGUUCAAGUGGUACCUCACAUUACUGAUGCUAUUCAGGAAUGGGUUAUGCGCCAGGCUAAAGUCUCAGUGGACGAUGAUGGUAUUGAACCAGAAGUCUGUGUCAUUGAGCUUGGAGGUACAGUUGGGGAUAUUGAGAGCAUGCCUUUUAUUGAGGCUUUUAGGCAGUUUCAGUUCAAAGUGAAACGGGAGAACUUCUGUAACAUCCAUGUCAGCCUGGUUCCUCAGCCUAGCUCCACAGGAGAACAGAAGACCAAACCCACACAGAACAGCGUUCGAGAGCUGCGUGGACUUGGCUUAUCUCCGGAUCUGAUUGUCUGUCGUUGUUCCACUCCAUUGGAGACCGCUGUCAAAGAGAAAAUCUCCAUGUUUUGCCAUGUAGAACCUGAGCAGGUGAUCUGCAUACAUGAUGUCUCUUCCAUCUACAGAGUACCUUUACUCUUGGAGGAUCAGGGCAUAGUUGACUACUUCUGCCGCAGGCUGCAUUUGCCUGUCGAAAUGAGGCCAUGUAAAAUCCUUACUAAGUGGAAGGAGAUGUUAGACAGAUCUGACAGACUCUUAGACCAAACGUCUAUCGCUUUAGUGGGAAAGUACACCAAACUCUCAGAUUCAUAUGCUUCAGUGAUUAAAGCACUGGAGCACUCUGCCCUGGCCAUUAACUGUAAGCUAGAGGUCAAGUACAUAGAUUCUGCUGACCUGGAGCCAGCUACAUUGCAGGAGGAGCCGGUGAAGUAUCAUGAGGCUUGGCAGAAGCUCUGCAGUUCUGAUGGAAUUCUUGUUCCUGGAGGCUUUGGCAUACGAGGUACUGAGGGGAAAAUCCAAGCCAUCAACUGGGCGAGGAAACAGAAAAAGCCAUUUUUAGGUGUUUGUUUGGGCAUGCAGCUGGCAGUGUGUGAAUUUGCUCGUAAUGUACUUGGUUGGGAAGAUGCCAAUUCUACAGAAUUUGAUCCUGAAACAAAACAUCCUGUGGUGAUUGAAAUGCCAGAGCACAAUCCUGGGGAUAAGGGGGGAACCAUGCGGUUGGGAAAAAGGCGGACUUUGUUUAAAAGCACUUCUAGUAUUAUUCGAAAGCUGUAUGGAAAUGCUGAGUUUGUGGAUGAAAGGCAUCGUCAUCGCUUUGAGGUGAAUCCAGAACUGAAGCAUCACUUCGAGGAGAAAGGGUUCAGAUUUGUGGGGGAAGAUCUGGAGGGGGAACGAAUGGAGAUCAUUGAACUUGAUGAUCAAUCUUAUUUUGUUGGUGUGCAGUACCAUCCAGAAUUCACCUCUCGUCCCAUUAAACCAUCACCACCUUAUUUUGGCCUUCUACUGGCAUCAUCUGGGAAGCUACAGAACUACCUGCAGAAAGGAUGCAGACUCUCACCUCGGGAUACUUACAGUGAUCGGAGUGACAGCAGUUCACCAGACUCUGAGAUCUCUGAAAUUAAAUUCCCAUCACUUUCUUGAAAGGGUCACCCACAUGAAUUCAGUAUUCAAAAAAAUUAUGAAUUUAAAUAAAUGACAAUAAAAGAGUAAUUUGA